AUGUCUUUCAAGACCCUCUUCGCAAUCACUUCGCUCGUCACAACGCUCUCUGGCACUUAUGCGGCGCUCACCCGCCGUGUCAGCUGUCCUGAUGGCGUUAACACCGCGACGAACGAGGCCUGCUGUGCAUUCUUCGCUCUUCGUGAUGACCUCCAGAGCAAUCUGUUUGAAAAUGAAUGCGGUGAAGAGGUCCGUGGAGCUCUCCGUCUCACCUUCCACGACGGUAUUGCAUUCUCGCCAACUCUCGGUGGCGGCGGAGCCGAUGGCUCGAUCCUCACAUUUUCUGACACCGAGUUGACGUUCGCCGCCAACGGUGGUAACGGCGGUGUCGAAGAUUUCGUCACUACAAUGGUGCCUUUCCUCUCAAGGCACAAUGUUUCUGCUGGUGACUUGGUUCACUUUGCUGGCGCACUUGGCAUCACGAACUGCGAAGGUACACCCAGAGUUCAGUUCUUCGCGGGUCGCCCGAAUGCUGUUGCCGCAGCUCCUGAUGGUCUCGUUUCUCAACCAGGAGACCCUAUUGACACUAUCAUUGAACGCUUCGCCGACGCCGGUUUCAGUACAGACGAACUUGUCUCUUUACUCGCAUCUCACUCGAUUAGCGCUGCUGACACGAUUACCGGAGCGAACCGAGGAGCGCCAUUCGACAGUACAAAUCACGUUUUCGACAGUCAAUUCUUCAUCGAGACGCGCCUGCAUUCCGCGGUUCCUGGAGAGGGUCGCCUUCCGUCCGACGUGGCGAUUGCUCGUGACGACCGUACAUCAUGCUUGUGGCAGAGCUUCAUUACUGACGAGGAUGCGAUGCGAAAUGCCUUCGGUGCCGGAUUGACCAAGCUUUCGCUCACUGGCCAAGACGUAUCGCAGCUCGUUGACUGCUCAGAACUCAUUCCUCAACCCGCGGCCCAUGUUCCGGACCCGUUCUUCCCUGGAACUGCAACUAUCACCGAUGUCGAUGCAGCGUGCACACAGACGCCCUUCCCUGCUCUCACGCAGAACCCAGCCGUCACGAGCGUCGCUCACGUCAACGAGUUCUAG
Molecule: messenger RNA, 1035 nt
Organism: Fomitiporia mediterranea MF3/22
Lineage: Eukaryota; Fungi; Basidiomycota; Agaricomycetes; Hymenochaetales; Hymenochaetaceae
Gene: FmMnP1a
Product: manganese peroxidase
Exons: 4
Coding region: 1-1035 (344 amino acids)
Biological process (GO): hydrogen peroxide catabolic process; cellular response to oxidative stress; response to reactive oxygen species
Molecular function (GO): heme binding; peroxidase activity
Source: RefSeq, a predicted model, not a curated record